AUCAUGAAGUUCAUAAUCAUUUCUAUUCUCUUGCUUCUAUCUUCUGUUCCUUAUCCUCAAGCUGUGGAUAUCCCACAAGAAUUCUGUGUCCCACCAAGAAUCUCAUGGCUAGAGAGUUCUAAUGAGGAAGAGAGAGAACUAGAGGAUCAAGACUCUGCGGACCUAUCAAUAUUCUCUACCGAAUCAACACAACCAUUUUCCUUCUCGACCACACCACAAGAAGAGGAGGAAUCUAAACACCGCUAUGGGUCCUUUGCUCCAGUACAUGAAGAAGCUGUUGUGAAAUGGUUUGUAGAUGGUAAGGAUCACAUGUCAGCUAUUGCUGAUGCUAUAGAGAGUGCAUCCAAAGAGAUCCUCAUCAUAGAUCAUAUACUCAAUCCUCAUAUAUUCAUGAAGAGAUCAGAUAAUGGAGUGGACAACAACUACUGGAGGCUGGAUCAAAUGCUGUUAAGGAAGGCAGAGGCUGGUGUCAAGAUAUACAUACUCCUGUUUCAAGAUGCUGAUUAUCCUUUGAUUCGCUUUAAUCUAGGAGUAAAAGAAACUAUAGCAACACUCAAACAUGAGAACAUUCAUAUCUAUUCUAAUAGGCAUGUUAGUACAGACAUUGGCCAGCUAGGUUUUUGGACUAAUCACGAGAAAGUGCUAGUAGCUGAUCGAUCCAUAGCAUUUGUGAGUGGGAUAGACCUCUGCUUUGGACGUUGGGACACACACAGUCAUCCAUUGACUGAUAAUUAUCCACUGCACCCGUCCAUAGACACUGAAGAAUCUACUACAUCUGGUGAUAAUGGACAGCAAUAUAGAAGAUGGAUUGGGAAAGAUUAUCGUAAUUCCUUCAUAAAAGACAUCACUGAUUACUCCGACCCGUUGAAAGACCAUCUUGACAGAGAGAAAGAUCACAGACUACCAUAUCAUGACGUAUCGGUGACAUUUACUGGUCCAGCAGUUCAAGAUGCUGUAACACAUUUUAUUCAGCGAUACAACUUACUUCAAGAAGGACUCUUAAAAUUCUUUUUCAACCCUAUAAAGCUAUCACCUGGAGAUAUAGGAGGACCUUAUCAUACAAUAUCUGAUCCAACUGCUACUGGGGUUAAAGUACAACUGGUUCGAUCAGUGGCUGAGUGGGUAACAGGUCAACCACUGGAACACUCCAUUCAUGAUGCUUAUUGCUUACUCAUUUCCUCUGCUAAGCAUUUUAUUUAUAUUGAGAACCAGUUCUUCAUAUCGUCACAGCCUCCUGACAUAGAGAAUACUAUAAUGGAGAAGCUAGCUGAGAGAAUCAUUAGAGCUCACGAUAACAACGAGAGCUUUCACGUUAUUGUCGUGAUGCCAUUAAAACCAGAUUUUUCAGGUAACUGGGAAGAUAAUGAUCACUUGAGAGGAGUCAGUUACCGGAUUUAUUCCACAGUCCAGACUGGUGAGAACUCUCUGUACAACCGACUGAUGGAUAGCGGAAUACCUGAAGAAAAAAUACCUCAAUAUUUCUCAAUAUACGGGCUACGUAAAUACGACCGACUGGGAGAUCAGGUGGUUACUGAAAUUAUAUAUGUCCACAGUAAGAUAAUGAUAGUUGAUGAUAGAGUGAGUGUAAUAGGAUCAGCUAAUAUCAAUGACAGGAGUAUGCUGGGUGACAGAGACUCAGAAAUGUGUCUGAUCAUUGAAGACACUCAAAUGGAGCCAGGGACUAUGAACGGAGAGGAGUUUGAGGUCGGAAAGUUCUCUCAUAGUCUUCGUUGUCAUCUUUUCCGUGAGCACCUCACCCUCCUUGAUGAUGAGAAAUAUUCUGCUUCUGAUAUUAAAGUUGAAGACCCUGUCUUGCCAUCUUUCUUUACAAAGUUGCAAAAAAUAGCCUCGGCAAACACUAAAAUUUAUGAGGAAGUUUUUGGAGGGAAAGUGGAGCAGAAGAAUGACAUUCAUACACUUGAUGAUCUUAAAAAAUGGCGAAAGGUUCCUGGACUGAUAGAAGCGGAUAGAGCAGCUGCUGAAAAAAAAUUAAAAGAUAUUGUUGGAAGCUUCGUUACUUAUCCUGCACUGUUCUUAAAGAGCAACUUAAAAAUAUCGUUAUUUGAUAAAUUUUUUCAUUUGACUGUGGGGAUAACUAAUCCAGAUUCAGAAUAUAACACUUUUGCUUGAGACUUUACUAAUUUAGACAUACAAUGUACAUGUACAUACAUAGCUACAUUAGUAUUUUAGGAUUUUUUAG
This is a messenger RNA of Amphimedon queenslandica, 2200 nucleotides long. RefSeq names its product phospholipase D1-like. Gene Ontology annotation, biological process: phospholipid catabolic process; phosphatidic acid biosynthetic process; intracellular signal transduction. The coding region runs from base 4 to 2130 and encodes 708 amino acids. Gene Ontology annotation, molecular function: D-type glycerophospholipase activity. Gene Ontology annotation, cellular component: intracellular membrane-bounded organelle. The transcript has a single exon. The record is from RefSeq and is a predicted model, not a curated record. NCBI's taxonomy places the organism in Eukaryota, Metazoa, Porifera, Demospongiae, Haplosclerida, Niphatidae.